AUGGCCAAUUACCCCGGGCCUUGGUACUUCGCAGUCUCAAAGCUUCCUAGAAUAUACUACGAGUACAUUAAGGGAACCUUGCCUCUAGAUGUGCGCCUGCUGCAUGAGAAAUAUGGCCCUUUUGUUCGCAUCGGACCGGAGGCUUUGGCAGUCGAUGGUUCGCUCGCCUGGCCAGACGUGUACGGCCACAAGAAAAAUGGUGUUUCUGAGUGGCCUAAAAGUCCUGAGUUCUACGGCAGUAUCGAGUCCCAAGGUAAUAUCCUUGGGGCUAAUCAGGAAGACCACCGCAGAAUGCGCAAGCUGAUUGCUCAUGCUUUCUCGGAGCAGGCUUUGGCUGCUCAGGAAGACUAUGUGCACAAAUAUGCGAAGCUACUUGUAGCAGGGUUGCGUUCUCGUAUGAAAAAGGAGCGUUCGGCAGAUAUGGUGGAUUACUUUUACAGGUUUACAUUCGAUGUUGUCGGAGAACUUGCUUUCGGCGAAUCUUUCCAUUCGCUAGAGAACGACAAACUCCACCCUUGGGUUUCCUUGUUUUUCAACAAUCUAAAGAUGAUGACGAGAGAGCGGAUAUUCAACAUCUACCCUGUCUUACGGCCGCUUCAACGACUCUUCUUUACCAAAGAAAUGCAAGAGAAGAGGUUAGAGCACCUUGAAUACGGCAACGACAAGAUCUCGGCACGGCUCGAGGCAGGCGAGUCGCCGUCUCGAAAAGACUUCUUCACCUAUAUCCUUAGGUAUAAUGAUGAGAGAGGAAUGACCAGAGACGAGCUUUGUUCCAAUGCCGCUAUGCUGGCCAUUGGCGGAUCUGAGACGACGGCCACGGCGCUCUGCGGCUUGACAUACUACCUUUGCAAGCACCCGAAGGUUCUGAAUAAGUUGACCAACCUGAUACGCAGCAAUUUCGCUACCGAGAAAGAGAUCACUGCGCUCGCUUUGGCUCAACUUCCGUACCUCAAUGCAUGCAUCGAGGAAGGCUUGAGGCGCUACCCACCAUCCGUGGAAACAGCAUCACGAAGAUCGCCUGCUGGAGGGUCAUUCAUUGACGGACGAUAUAUCCCUGAAGGUACCGAUGUCACUGUUUUCCAAUGGGCAAAUUAUCACAACAAGAAUAACUUCAAGGACCCAUUCGGGUUUGUGCCGGAACGCUGGUUUCAGCCUUCGCAUCCUGAGUAUGAUCCCCAAUGGGAAGGCGACAAGAAGGCAUGCUACCAACCCUUCUCGUAUGGUCCUCGGAAUUGCGUCGGCCACAACUUGGCACGCAAUGAAAUGCGGCUUGCUAUUGCGUAUUUGCUCUGGAACUUUGACAUUUCUCUAGAUCGAGGUAUGGAAAUGUGGCAGGAAGAUCAAAAAGUGUUUACUGUGUUUGAUAAACCGCCUCUUCUGGUUGUCCUGAAGGACAUCAGGUAG
Molecule: messenger RNA, 1404 nt
Organism: Bipolaris oryzae ATCC 44560
Lineage: Eukaryota; Fungi; Ascomycota; Dothideomycetes; Pleosporales; Pleosporaceae
Exons: 2
Coding region: 1-1404 (467 amino acids)
Molecular function (GO): oxidoreductase activity, acting on paired donors, with incorporation or reduction of molecular oxygen; heme binding; iron ion binding
Source: RefSeq, a predicted model, not a curated record